Molecule: messenger RNA, 2999 nt
Organism: Tuber melanosporum (Perigord truffle)
Lineage: Eukaryota; Fungi; Ascomycota; Pezizomycetes; Pezizales; Tuberaceae
Exons: 4
Coding region: 259-2445 (728 amino acids)
Biological process (GO): cytoskeleton-dependent cytokinesis
Cellular component (GO): septin ring; cell division site; microtubule cytoskeleton
Molecular function (GO): GTP binding; molecular adaptor activity; GTPase activity
Source: RefSeq, a predicted model, not a curated record
CUAAUAACAACACGAAACGAGAUAUUUUACCUUCAACUCCUCGCUAACCAACACCAGAGCUAAAUAAACUCGUCCCGCAGUAGUUGUUCCGACGUUGUGAUCAAGUUCGGCCUCCUACUACCGCGCCAGACAGUACCCCGCUAUUACUAGACAGCCCUCCCUCGCGGCGACAACAAUAGCACCACUUUACUAUUCCCAAAACCUCCGCCCCGCGGUAACAGAGAGUCAAUAGUUAUGAGGCCCACCUCCUCCGAAGCCAUGCACGCGGGCCUUGUAGACGGCAGAUCAAGAAAGUCGUCUGCUGCGGGUCAACAACAACAACACCCGGCGACUCCUGGCACCAACACACCCGGAGAAGAGCAUCAUCAAAUCCAUCCAUCUGCUCCCAUAACCUACUUUUUCGCCGACGAGGCCACGGUCGCCGCUUCCGCAGCUAGUGGAUCAGCUAGUUCGAACUUUGGUUCUAGGGGUUUGGCCGCUUCCGUGGAGGAGUCUGAUCUACGCUGUAAGAAGCCGCCGUCGCUCGCGGAGUAUUCUAGAGCUUCUUGCACCGAGAGUGGGGAAGGGGUGGAUGUGAAUGACGGCGAGGAUGACGAGGCAGAUCAGGACGAGGAGGACGAAGAUGGCCGCGGGCUUGAUGAACGCUCAAUAGCCUCGUUCCAGUCCUCCGCCCACCCUGAGUUUCGUUCACCGCACGGACUUCUGUCUGUGCCUCUAACACCUAUCCUGGGUCCUCAUUCAGAUCCCGAGUCUCCGCGUAGCGCUUCUGGUGUUUCUUACCGAUCUGAGGACAUGCGUAGUGAGCAGGGCGCGGAAUCUUCUGCUAGGAGGCCCAGCUUCACCUCUACAAAGGAGAUAUCGCAGGAAACCCUUGAUGCCCCGCAGCUUAUUAUGCCCGAGAUUACAAUACCGAGCAGAAGACCUUUCACUGACAAGGGGAAGAGAAUAGCGAAGUUGAAGGUUCUGAUUGCAGGUGACUCUGGUAUUGGCAAAACUUCUUUAAUCAAAUCUAUCGUUCAAGUUUGUGAAGAUAUUGUACACGUCGAUCCCAUAUCUUCCAAUAGCUGUCAAACAGGAGCUCGUGCUGGAUCCUCAUACUACGCAAUUAACAGCCGUUCCAAUGGAGACAGCACAAAAGAUAUUACAGAAGUUUACGCGAGCACCCGACCUUAUCCACACUGGUGGUCAGAACUUGAUGAUAGCAGACUUCUUAGGAAGAGAAGGUCAAAACCUGGAAUAGAUGACCAAGUCAUUGAGAGAAAUCUUUGCUUCGUAGACACGCCGGGAUAUGGUGUUGGCACAUCUUUCCUUGAGUGUGUCGAGCCCGUGGUCAGAUAUGUCGAAGGCCAGCUAGAGCGCACGCGCGCCAUUGUGGGUGGAAACAGUGGAGAUCUGCUCCCCUUGCUUUCGGGUGAUGGAACCCCGCAGGUUGAUAUUGUAUUUUAUGCUAUUCUUCAUAGGGUUAAACCUGUGGAUAUUGAAUUCAUCCGCCGUCUUUCACCCUUCACUAGUGUCUUGCCCAUUCUCGCCAAAGCAGAUACCUUAACGCCCCAAAAAGUUCAGAACCUUAAACUAUCAAUAUUGAAUGACCUUCGCGGUGCGGGAGUACGUCCGUUUCUCUUCGGAAAGACGUUUCCCGAUGUCUCGAGGAGCAUGUCUGAAAACAUGCCUUGUGCACCUUUCGCUAUAUCAUCGGCCCUUUCAAGUGACUCGGAGAAUAUGGAUGCCAGCUUGCUUAUGUCUCCCGACUAUGUAGCACCUUUGGUCGGCUCUGAGCUUUCUGAGUUGGUCGGCCACGUGUUUGAUCCGGAUAAUAUCGCUUGGCUAAGACAUGCAUCCGCAAAGAAGUACAUUCAGUGGUCUAAUAACGCUACCACAUCAAACCGUGAAUCAUCCCUGACACGCCUCAAUUCCACCCCUGGCUCACCAAGAUCUAUGAGGAGUACAUCGGCCUCUGUGUUGCUUUCUGCGAGUAAUUCUAGUCUAAUACAUAUUCCCGAUUCAGGUUCACAGGUAGCAGCGAAUAACUUUGCGCUGGCAAGAGUUGCAGACCAUACCCAACGGGAGGAGAGGCUCGCUCAGGUACGGCUCACCCGAUGGGCCCAUGACCUGCAGCGUAGUCUUAAAGCGGAGCGAGAACGCUACGAACGAUUGGCGAGAGGGGAACGUGCUAUUUGGCUCACCGAGAGGUUGGGAGAGUGUAUUGCCGAUGGCCAGUUGGUACCCGCAUCGAUGCCUUUAGCCAACAAGUACACCGCGGUUACGGAUACGCGGGAUGGAAUGGUUAAUGCGAGGGAUCCACUCGGCCUCCUUGCUCUCAAUGAGAACGUUCGACGAAAGGCAGUUCGCCUCUUGAGGAUUGCUGGAUAUGGUGGUAUUGUGGGCUUUGUGAGUUUGUGGGUCUUGAAGCAAUCCGGUCUUGUGAACUUUCAAGGGUUGAAGUGAUAUCUGCGCAUUCCUCCCCCCACCAUCAACUUUAUUUUCUCUAAUGAACUUUCCUUUCAACCUCCUAUGAUUUAUGUCGGUCCUGGUGAAGGGGAAGUGGAAGUUGUGUUUUCUCCUUGUUUCCUUUUAUCAUGCGGUUUGUUAGGUUCCGUUGGCCCCCCCCCUCCCACGCACCUAUCCUUCUCACCUUUCAUCCCUCCCGGGAACGUACAAAAAAGGAAUUAUUUAUCAUUUUAAUUGCACUGACCAAGAUUAAUUUUUUUUUUCUUCCACCCCCUUUUCUCCUGCGAAUCUUGAGUGCUUUGUGGGGAGGGAAUAGGGGAUAUGUCCGGGGAUUAUGGGCCAAGGAAGAUGAAGCCGAUGAUUUGCUAUGUUCCCUCUCUCAUUCCAUUUUCCUUCUUCUACUCUUGUCUUUCUCCUCAUAGAGUGGAUUUCUGGCUCGUCUAGAGGAUGCGAUAUGAUGGCUUCUGACUUUUGUAUGUUCGUUUCUUUGUACUCUACGACGCUUUCCGAGAUGCGUGUGAAUAGUUGUGUCAUGAUACGGGUUCUUUUUA